Messenger RNA from Pelobates cultripes (western spadefoot toad), 29680 nucleotides. Lineage: Eukaryota; Metazoa; Chordata; Amphibia; Anura; Pelobatidae. The record is from the annotation of a GenBank genome assembly.
CUUAUGACUAGAAUAUUAUUUUUUUAUUUUUUUAAUUACGAGAACUUCUGAAGAAGCAUAGAUCUGACCAUAACACCAUAGUGUAUAGGUUUCUAUAAAGGGAAGUAGAGGGGUCGAACUAAUAGCAGAGAAAUUCAAUUACAGAAGUGUUCUAGAUGCAGAACAAAACAAGAAAAGGUAGGCUGACAACGAUGGUGAAUUAAGAACGCAAUUGAGCUGUAAGUGUUGGAAAAAGAACAGAUAAAUUAUGGAUUGAAGUAGAAAGCAACAGUACUGUAGACAGAAAAAUAAAGAAAUAUCUAAGGCUGUGAUACUCAUUAUUACGGAGGACAAAUGGAGUGGGAGAUACAUACAGGCAGCAGGUAAAAAAGUACUCUCAUCAGAGAGCAGAAAGAGAACCGAGAAUAGAAAGAGGAAUACGUAGAGGUCAAAAGCUAGCUUAAGACAAAGGCAUACAAAGCUGAGACAGCAAGAGCACAGAGGCAACACAAAAAAAGUUGUGCAAAUGGGAAGCACCGACAGUGAGAGACCUGUUGUACAAUCACAGAAAACCUGCAGAUCUGACACGGAGAGAGAUGUCCAACUUAUAAUGGAGACAUUUGACAGAGGUGAGUGUCCAAAGUUCAUUGCUGCUUUCUGUUUCCUGCCCUUUUUCUCAUUUUGAACUAUUUAUUCUACAGCUAGAGAGUACUUUAAUAUUGUACUGUGACCUAUUAAUGUACACAUUGCUCUUUAAAAAAAAAUUGCGAUAGCAAUUACUUAAGAUGGGAUGUAUAUAUAACAUAUAUCUCUCACGUAAAAUAAAGCAUCAAUUGCAUUGCUAGUUUUUCAUUUAUUUGCUAAUCCUUUAGAGUAUUAAUCAUUUUAAAGAUAAUAUGGAAUCCCUUUUCGGUGUCCAAAAUCUUAGUAUAGAAUCAAAAAGCCAAUAGUAUCACAUACAGUAUCUUUUGUUUAUCCAUAUUGACAUGACAGAUACAUUUUAACAUUUCUGGUGUUUUCAAUAUAUAUAUACAUUUCGAGCAUUUGUAAGUUUACUAACUGUCAUAUAUUUCCUGGCAUUGUUUAGACAGUUGCCAUUUCCUAUUCGGUUUAUAAUGUUGCAUCCUUUAAAUGUUUAUAACUUGUUUGAUCACUUAAACAUCAAGAAACAGGAAGUUAGAUUGUUCUUUAAACAAGAAAUGUGUAGCAACUAGAAUCUCAUCUGACACAGCUGGGGACUUUAACUUUAAUGCUCUACUUUGUUUGCUGCUUUUUGCCACAGCCCUCCUCCUUACACUCUGCCGUGUGGUACUCCAAAUGUUGUUGGUGUGGAUUAUUCUUCCCAUAAUGCUGUACCAAUAACUGUUGCAUAUGAAAUGUUUAAAGUUACUAACGCAAUUUUAAACCUUUCACAGUAAACUUUGUCCAGACUAGGAAGUGGUUGAAAUCUAUAGGUCACUCCUAGCCACGUAUUAUAUUCAAUGGAAGUGCUAACUAUAUCCCAUAAACCCCUGCUUAGCUCAGGAGAGCUUAACAGAAUUUUCUCCUUAGGAACCUCUGGCUUUACAAAGGUAGUAGUGGAGGCAAAAACACCAGGUAAGAAGUCAAACUGUCCAAAAAACAUUUUCGAGCAGUAGAGGUUAUUUACUUAUAGUGUUCAUGCAAUAGUUUUCCUUUGUUUAUGCAGAAUGUGUGUGGUUAAAAGCCAUGAAAGGCCUGCACAGGGAAGUGGGAGUCUAUAUAGUGUACACUCACACUCUGAGUCCUCAACAUAAAAGUUAAAUGUAUUUCUUUGAUAGGGUUGGCUUAAAUUUGAAGUAGUUUUUUUUUUUUUUGUUUGUUUGUUUUUUACUCAUACUGCUGUUUGCUAACACAAACAGUGCAGCUAAAAAACAAAAAUUACAAAUAAAUCGGGACACCAUACCACCAUAAUCUAUGCAAGGACUAUCAGGUGUUUGAAGGGUUCCUUUAAAACAUUAGUUACAAAGGGGUCCUCUUUUCUCAUGUAACAAAGCUACAGCAUGUUUUGCUACAAUUAUCACUUGAGGAUUGUCAGCAAAGCGGUCAGCUUCGAACUGCAUAAAUAUUUAACAACCCUUGUGUCAACUAAUGAUGGAAUAAAGCCCACAGAGAGCAAGUGAAAUAAAUGUCCAAUUAGAAUCUGUAAAAAAAUGUCAUAUUCCAUACGUUACUUAUAAAUAUUUUAUUAUUUAUUUUAUAAAAAGUCUGCUGUAUAGAUGAUAAACACAGGGUACAGGUCACUUUAAACAAUGUUAUCACUGUGCAGAUAAUAUGUUGAAGCAGGCAUUUUAAAGGAAAUCUGUCAUCAUUUUUUUAAUAUUAUUUAUAAUAAAAGAUAACAUGUUUUAUGGCCUUUGUGGAAUUUAUGUAGGCAAAAGCAAAUCACUAUUUUCAAUGCAUCUACCGGUUCACCCUUGCUCAAUGAUGGUGACCAUUUUCAAGUCCUCUUUGGUCAGAAAUACAAAAGUAGGAUGAAUACUCAGAUAGAUUUAUUGUUGAAUCAAGGAUAAAAUAGAGAUACGAUAUUUCAGCCAUGAGGCCUAAAUCAUGGAUGAAACAUUGUAUUUUUGUUUUAACCUUGAUUCCACAAUAAACGUAUCUGAGUAUUCAGCUUACGCUGUGCAGCCAGUUGCCCUUCACCUUUGGAUGCAUUUUAAAGGUUAUCAGACCUUUGGUUACUAAUACCGGUGUGCAACAAUUCACUAGUGGUCUGGUCGGAAAUCCAGCUUAUCCGGCCAAAGACCAUGCACGUAAUUAAGAGUUGGUCUGCAUUCACAUCAAAAUGCAUUCUGAGAUGGUUUCAGACCUUCAAAUUGUGCAUGGUCUUAAAUACCUUCUGACCAAGAUAGUUUCUGUUUCCUGACCAAGCCUUUUUAUUAUCAGUUCCCUCUCUCUUUUUUUGUUACCAAGUAGCUUUAUAUCAUAGGAAACUCAAUCCACAAUAACGAGAGUGCCAUAGGCUAAUCUACACUAUUUUGCACCCAUGACUUUCAUUUCAACUGCUUUUAUUGCUUUUUUUUUACAUUUCUCUCUGAAUUUACACAGGUACAUAUCUAGCUCAGGCAGAAGAACCCAAGAUCCCGACACAAUGCAGCAGAGAGGAGCUGCUUGAGUCUAUAAAGGUGCAAAUAUCAGAAUUAUCUUUUGCACGUCUUUCUGUUUCACAUCUUCCCUUUUCAAUGAUUAACUUCCAUUCCCACAGAUAGUUCUCCCUGUAUAUAUACUACAUUGAUUACCACCUACAUGGUUAUUCAUUAAAGUGAGAAUUCAAACUGAAUUUUAAAUGUAUGGUCAAUUUACAAUAAAUGGACACAUUCUCUAAAUUCAUCUUUGCAUUCCAAUUGGGAAUUUAAAUUAUAAAUGUACUCUGAAUUCUCACUUUAGCUAAUAACCAUGUGUCAUGAAGGAAUGGAAAGUACAUUCAGAGUGAAUUUUAAGGCAAAUUGAAACAUAUCUCACCUAAGCAAUAUUGCUCAUUCUGCUAUUUUGACCUAAUUCAUGGUGAAUUCCUAAAAUAAAACAAAACAAAAAAACUUUAGGGAAUAAUCCUGUUAGCCUUUUAUUUACACUAUGCUAUGACUAUAACUUUGAGGCAUAUGUUUAUUUGAAUUGACUGUGAAAUACAUGUUUUUUUUUUUUUUUAAAAACAACUAAUUAUAGGGUAAAGUUAUGAAAAGUAAAAAAAUGUUUGUAAAAAAUAAUUGGAAUAUUCCUGUUAAUUGCACUCCAGUUUUUAUGUUGCCCCAGAAGUGAUCUGCAUACAUGCUUGCCCUACCUCAUUUUAUAUCUUGCAUUUUUACAAAAAAAGUUACAGCAUUAGCAGCUUUUAAAAUAGUAGACGAUUGCUGCACUAUUAUAUUUUGGUAAAACAAAUGUAAAGGUUUAGCCUGUUUGUCCAACAUCAUUUCAGCUUCUCUAUAAUCUCUAUUUCAGCAUUCACCAACUAACCUUCUCUAUUUCGAACUCACAGAACCUGCAGAAUGAGAUAACUGAAAUAGUGGCUGAUAUUGAUGAUUUUGAGCAAAUGGAGCAGAGGUGAGCGCGGGAGAGUAUGCUUGGGGGAAUUACACACUGCAGACAGUGUGAUUGAGAGAAUUAACAGAAUAUGUAAAGAAUGGACUGUGAUGUGAAAACUUACAGCAGAUCAUUCCUUCUCUUAGACGCAAAAUCCAAAAGGAGAAUGAGCUGUACCGAGCUAGCAGAAAAUUUAAUAUGGACCCAGAAAAGGUAGGUAGGUCGUGGAACAAGACCUCUAGAAUUGAACUCCUAUGACCUAGACUGUUAUCAGUUUAUUUAGAGUUUUAUGACAUAUCUGCCUGCAGACUCUCUUAAAAAGCACAUACAAACCCAGAAUUACAAUACAACAUUAAGAAAGACAAAGAGCACCAUGGAGAAAUGGUAGGCUGGUAAUAUGGAUCACUUUAGAGGCACUGGGCAGAAUAAAUCAUUGCACUGUUCAAACAUAAUGCACGUAAACUAUUGUUGAUCCAUCUCACUGUAAAAUAAGAUUAGGUUUUGAAACAUGUUUGUACAAUUCUUUCUCUAUUUUACAUGACUUUUUGAGAUUGUGUACAACUAUUACAGUCAUUUCUUUGGUGUUGUGCUAUGCUCUGUUCACUUUUUCUGUGUAUAUGUGUAUUGCUAACUCAUUGAUGGUGUUAUGUUACUUUCAGGGCAUCCAAAUGCUAAUUGAGAAGAAGUUUCUUGAAAAAGACCCUCAUCAAAUUGCUAGUUUCUUAUAUCAAGGAACAGGACUGAGCAAGUCUGCGAUUGGAGAGUACAUGGGUCAAAUGUAAGAAUGUACUAACAACAUUUUAUUGGGUAGGGACAUAUACUAUUCAGAGAUAACAAAAUGUGUAGAAGAUAAUGCAAACUCAAGGUUAAUCCCACAACUCUCUAAUGUCACACAAUGCAGCUGGACAAUGCAGUGCAGCCGAAUGCCAUUAAACAAUAAAUAAUAUCAAUCUAGACAUUCUACUAAUAUGUAACAUACAUGUUUUUUCCCAGCUGUACAAUAUUGUUUCUUUACGAUAUAUUUUCUCUCUCAUCUUGUGUUGUUGGUCACUAGAGAUCCACUCAAUAUUAAGGUUCUUCAUGCAUUUGUGGACUGUCACAAUUUCGAAAAGCUUGGCUUGGUUGACGCUCUAAGGUAAGAAUAAGUAAGGCAAAGGUAGCUGCACCAUGUAUACAAAUCAUCCAACAAUAUAUCGUGUACAUUACAUUAAAAACAAAAUAAUGCUUUGGCAAGAUCUUCAAUUACAUCAAAGGUUCAGUUUUACAAGCAGAUAAACUCAUUGAUAAUGCUACUAAGUGAAAGGUGUUUAAUUAACCAAUGUUUUUUUUUUACAGUCAUUGCAGUGUGUGUGUAUCGCUUUAAGAAAAUAUUGGCAUAGUGAGAUUGAGAUUGCUUCAACAUCAUUAAUAGUUCAUUGGCAGGCAUUAACAUACCAACAAUUUCCUCCUUGGGUUUGUUGCUAUGACAUCUAUUGUUACACCCAUUUCAUGUCUUUUCUAAAGAAUAUUGAAUCUUUACACUAACUUGAUAAGAUUGUGUCUUACAACAGAGUAGCCCAUGGAAAAUUAAUGCUUCAGAGUUGUAUUAAUAACGCACUGAGAAGCAUGUUGCAGAGUCCCUAAAUAAUAAGGACAUCUGGUCAACCUACAUUAACAUUGCAAAUACCAAUUUUCACUCUUACAUUCGGAAAGGGACAAUUAUUGACAUAGUUGACUUUAUGGCAACCAAGGCACAUGUAAUGCAAGUUAGUCAUAUGCUCUUGCAAUUCAGCAUAAUAAGACAAACACAUGUUACUGUGAUAAGAUGCAAUUGCAAUUUCUGAUUACUUUGUGAUGUGCAAGGAGUGGGGGAUGCAAGUCCUACUUCUACUAUUAAAAUGAAAAUCUGAUUGUUAUUCUGUAUAAUAUAUAGAUUGGAUUUUUCUUCACUGUACAAGUCUUUUACAUUAUUUUUGCUAUUUAAAUGUAUAUGCGCAUGGAUUUAGAAUAGACACAAUAAAAUUUGGCAAUUAGAUAUGGAGUAAACACAGUGUGAAAUUGUAUAUACAUCAACAUACCAUUCUCAUUGUACUAACUAAAGAUUCUCUGUCUCAACCUCACACAGGCAGUUCCUGAGUAGAUUUCGGCUGCCAGGAGAAGCUCAGAAAAUUGAUAGAAUGAUGGAAAGUUUCUCAGCUCAUUACUGCAAGUGCAACCCAGAAACCUUCAAGUCUACAGGUGCAUAAAUGUUUCAACCUUAUGAUAAUAUCAGAUCAGUGUGAACGUUCUGUACUAAGCAUAAUUGCAGUUUAUAUUUGCUUAUGCAAAAUCUGCUUGUUAUAUUUCUUAAUACUCAGAUACAUCAACACUUCUACUCCUGCAUUGUCCUAUCUCUAAAAAUGUCCUUCCUGUUCCCGAAAUACAUUUAUUUUAAACUCCAACGUAGCAUGAGCCAAAAUAAGUUGCAUGACAAAUAAACAUUCACUUGAUAACUGUCACUCUACCCAGUUUGCUUGUUACUGUAUAAAGAAAAAAAAAGAUAGUCUCUCAAGCCUGCUUAGAGUUACUUCACAAAAUUAAAUAAAUCUGAUAUAUUAGUUUCUUUGAUAAUCUAUUACAUAUUUCUAUGAUGGAACAUUAGGUUAUUAGACAUCAAGUCAUUUAUUAAAACAUUAUUUGGGAGAUGGUCUUUCAAAUAAAGAAAGGAUAGCCACAAUUUGAAUCCUCAGGAUACCUACCAUGCUGGCCAAGUCUGAAGUAAGGACCCCAUGACAUCUUCCUCUUAUGUAUAAGCAUAAUGCCUAACAAACAAAGUGAUAACUGAUGUUUUCAUACAUAUGCGCAUUCUUAAAUCAGACACAGUAUCUUGACUGCUGACCCAACCAGUGCCAACCAAAAACCUGUUGCCCCCCAAUAAUACACGUGACACCUCAUUCUUGUGGAUAAGGGCAACGGCCACAGCUUUAUGUAAGAUAACAAUUUAACUCAGUCCAAAUCUGCCAGCUGUUGGGUGUUUGCCCAACAGGCAGUUCUCACACACAUUUGGUACCAUGAGCCUCGACAGCCAGCUCCUCGCCAUCAGCUCCGUGACGGCUGUCAUCUCCCCAAUGUUCCUUUCUUCCUCUGCGCUGUCCAGGGAAACCGCCAAGCUGUGACAACACAAAACAACAACACAAGACACAAGACACAACACCAGAAAACAGGGAGGAAGGGUGGGAAAACAGUCAGGAGUCCUCAACUGAUUCUGCCGACUGGUAAGUCCCCUCCCUCUCCCUUUACUUAAGAACCCCCAACAUUAGCAACAUUGUAGCUUCCAUGAUCCAGCCCACACUCUUGGGCAGCAGUCAUGUUCCCCCUUCCUUAUUGUUCCAGGGGGAAUCUUAAUCUUUCAUUAAAGCAGUAAGUACUUUGUUAUGAAGCUCAGGACUUUUUUUUUUGUGGAGUUCUUCAGUGAUCAAACAUUUUAGCAAAUUUCCUUAGUUCACAGAUUUGCUGUAGUGUUGUAGUCUUGCUCAUAUGUGUCCAUUCUAGGACACUGGACUUCUGCACACUGAACUUUAUAGACAUUGCACUUUAGACCUAUGAUUUGUUAAUGGUGAUUUUUUUCAUUAUUCAGCUUUAUGUAAAGGGAAUGGAAACAUUGUUCCAAAAUAUCUUGAUAUGGGGAACUAUUGUUUUCCUUUUACUGAAGAGAUGUGAAUAAUGGCACCACCGAUACUGUGCUUGAACUGCCUUGACUUUGAGGAAGCAUAUUUAUUAUGGAAUUAAGGUCAAAACUUUUGAUUUACUUUAUCCUCAUCAGGUUAUAAGAUGUUUACAUAGAUCAUUUUGGGAGAGUGAAUAUAUCCUAAGGCAAAAUAUACGUCAGGUCACCUUUUACCUGUGGUCUUACCUUAUGCUCCUUUGCCGUGUCUUGGUCUCUCCUCACCAGUGCAUGUCCCUCUAGUAUUCCAGUCCAACCUGUUCAUUGUUGCAGGUUUCUGGCAAGCCUCAUCCCAUUUGUUCCUUCGACUCAUAGCUGUCUUGGGAUAUAAGCUAUGUGGGACUUAUUUGUGUCAGUUUGUAUGUUUGGGGGUAUAUUGUAAAGUUGCAUGGAUGUUUGGGGGAUAAUUAACUUAGUGUUAUCAAUAUAACCAAAAAAACCUCCUUUAGGGAGGUGGUGUGUUACUUCAAAAAGUGCUUAAAGUGUAAUUAAAAUAGCAGCUCUACACACUAGUGUAAAAUACCCUCUUCCCCACACACCACAAUAAAUUUACACCUUCUAAUGGUACAAGAUACACUUAUACCUAUGGUGGAGCGCUGAAAUACAGAAAUUAGGGGGUAGCUUACCCCAUGUAUAUAAACAUGUACAGAAGAUUAUCUAGUACAUAGAAAACCCUAGAUAUAGUGCAGAUGAUAAUUAUAUUCAAGUAAUAUAUCUUUAGAAGGUUAGAUUACUCACAUGUAGUGGAGCCUAUACAUGUAUUGGCUCCGUAUAAAGGGCUGUAAUGCUCUUAGAGCAGCAUCACACCACUCCUUCAUAAAGAUGUUCAAUCCGGUAACAUAAAAGAAAGAGAGGCCACCAAUGUGUAGUAUUUUCGAAAUAAAAGCAAUAGAAUAGGAGGUAGGUUUUGAGCUUACCUUAUUUAGAGCCUAAACUCCAGGCUCUAUGGUAUACAGGUAUAGUGCUACCAUAGAGGGGGUGGCACUUCCCCAAAUAAAGAUUCAUGAAGGCAGUCCAGAUGACUCUUAAAAAUACUAAUAAACUUAUUAACAUAAAAAAAGAAUAAAACAGUAAUAUAAAAUCAUAAAAUACUGUCCACACUUUUAUAAGGAGAUCCUGUGUCAGCCAAACUAUGUUUCACUCCGUCCUAAGCUUCUUCAGUCAGAUGUGAGUUAGUGCCAGAUGUCUUCCAUGUUUAAAUGUCAUAUAGACCCUCCCCUUGGGUUUGAUAAGGCUUAAGGUAAACCAAUCAUAUUUAUAUCAGGCUGCCAGACCCUUUAUUUAUAAAUAUUCACAUGUUGCCAUAAAAUUGUAUUGGUUGGCAGUAUUCCUGCCUUUUUUUUCCAUAUUCUUAUUGGUUGGGGGUAUUCCCGUUUUUUUUUUCGACUUAUAGCUCAUUGGUGGUUAGUGGUGAUUGACUAAUCUAGUUAUUUCUCAGACUCAGUGGUGCCAGGAUGGGUUUUACAUAAUUCAGGCCAUGGACCCCUGUUGGGGUCAUGUGUAUAAAAAAAGUGCAUUGUUCUCAAUAAACCAGUUCUUAUACACACUUCACUAAGUCUCAGCUAGUGUUUGGGUGAGACAGGUAUAAGAGAUAUCCAGUGCUGAAAGAGAGGGACACUUAAUAGAGACACUCAAUCUGAGUGUUUAGCUCCAUCGCACCAAUAAUUUCUGUCAGGUGAAGGCAAAUGUCCCUUAACUACAUGACUUGGAAUUUGAUUGGCUAAAUCCCAAGACAGUCAUAGCUCCAAUUAAAGGGUGUACACUUUUAGUUUUGUAUUACUUUGUCUAGAAAUUAGGUAUCUUAAAUAUAGUUCUUUACAGUAAGAUCUAUAAUGCUAUAGACCUGCACAGUAUGCACAUAGGAAGAUUAUAUGGAGAAACAGUGCAAAGAGCUCUGCACUUCUCUCUAAAGUAAUUAGCAUUGGAACUGUGUUUAAGUAUGUCCAAAUAAUAUUGAGGAAGUAAAUGUUAUAUUUCAUGCCAAAUGAGAUCAUGAAGCUAACUAUAUGAGUCAUAGGGAAAGCUUAAGUUCCUUAUUUUAAGAAGUAUUUUUCCCAGCAGAGGAAGAAGUACAAACCAUAUUGCAAUACACUUUAUAGUUACACAUUGAGUAUAUAUUCUAAUCAGUUUUGUUUGGUGACGCAGGCUUCUUUUGUGCCUAGAUUUCAGUAAUUUCACAAGUAGAUUUACCAAUGUCUGUGAGGGAAAUGGAGUUUCAUUAACAGAGUGAUUCACUAGUUCUGCAAGCAUCUCAAAAUGUCUGUAAUUUGGGGAAAAUCUUAUUAUUAUUUUUUAUUUUAUUUUUUUUAUUAGAAAAAUUAAUUACAUCCAGUAUACCGUUGUUUACAAAAUCAUCAUAUUUUAGCUUUAACACAUUUUCCCAAUUACAUUUAGCCUAAUAAUCGCUGAUACUCACUUCCAUUAGGUUGUUCCCUAAUAAAUUAUUACAGCGAGCUUAGAUGGACAAACAACAAAGUAAAUAUACAAUAAGCUAACACCAACAAACAUGAAAUACACAAUUUGGCAGGGAUCUUAAGCUCAAAUAUAUAUAUAUUUCCAGGGUUUGGAUAUGUUGUAUUAUAUAUAUAUAUAUAUAUAUAUAUAUACAUAUAUAUAUAUAUAUAUAUAUAUAAGGUUGUUAUAAACUCCAUAUUAAUCUUCCAAAUUUUGUAAGAUCAACCAUUUUUCCCAUAUUUUGUUAUAUAGCCACAGUUUCUUUCUUGCUGGAUAGUACCCUUUUUCCAUUAAGCAUUGGGUAGCAAUCUGAUUUUUCACCCUUGACCAUUCAAGUGGGGUUUGAUUUUUCCAUUCUCUAGCUAUUAUAAGUUUCAUAGCCAUUAGAAUUUGUAUGGAUAAAGCUUUUUUAGGAAAGGUCAUAUUAUCCAGUCCAAAGUAAAAGAGAACAGAUGACGUUGGUACUGUUAUCUCCAUUAAAUCAGAAAUCAAAACAAGUUUUAUUGCCAUAUCUUAUCAAUCUUUUUGCAGGUCCAUCACAUAUGUAGCAGAUUGCCAUUUUGUUUGUUACACCUCCAGCAUAGUGGGUUAUCUUGGGCUUUAAAUUUAAAUAAUUUUUCAGGAUAUAAGUGUCAUCUAUAUACAACUUUCAAGUGGAGUUCCUGUAUUGAUAAGCAAUGUGGUAUCUUACCCACUUGAGACCAACUGUCCCACCAAAGUUCUCUAGCUAUUUGACAUGCUAGUUCCUUUUAAAGCUUUAACUUUCUUAGCUGAAAUCAGGAGCUCAAGAAGAUCAUACCAUGCUCUCAUAUUUUUUUUUAUUUGAGGUGAUGCACAUAAAUCUAUCAAAUUGAUCUUUUAGUUUUUUAUCUUGUAGAUCAAUCAUUUUAGUACCCAGGUAAUAUUGGAUUCUAAUUAAUGAAAAAUGCUCUCUAACUGUGCAGCCAAAAUCCCUUUGGAGCUGGUUAAAGGUUUUAAAUUUGCUUAAUGAGUAUAGGUCCUGAAUUCUAAGAUUUUUUUUUGGAGACUUAAAGGGAGUUUAAAGUCAAUGAUAUUGUAUCCCAACACUUCUAACAGGGUGGACAUCGAGCAUUUGUCAACUAUUCGCAUACUUUUUUUUUUAAUUGAACCCAUUCUUCCAGUAUAUUUGUCAACACUAGACAUUCAGCUUUAAUCAAAAUGUUAUCUAAUUCUGAUUGUUUACACCAAAACAGGGUUUUUAAAUUAUCGACAUUCACUAGGUAUUGUUCUAUUUUAUACCAAUCUUGGUCUUUUUGAGCUAUCAAUAGUAUUUGAGAGGCGUAAGUUAGGCUAUUUGCCAGUUGGUAUCUAAAAAUAUCUAGAUAGUUUACUCCCCCUUGAGUUUUCUUCUGAUACAGGUGGUAUCUCGAAAUACGAGGUCUUUUAUUACUGCAAAGGAAUUUUUCCACGAGUACUUGAAAUUGUUUUAUAUUUACAUGGUGGUUUAAUUGGAAUCAUCCUAAAGUUAUAAUUCAAAAUGGGCAAUAUGUAUUGCAAUUAGGGUAUUGAAGAUAAUUCAGGGAUCGCAUUUUAGAUUCUUCCUGCACAAUUUCCAUUACAGUUUUGUCAUCCAAACUGAUAGUUGCAAAUCACAGCAAUUUAGUAUGUAAAGACCAAUAAAACCAACACAAAUGUCUGCAUUCACCACCAAGAGCACCCAGGCUUUUACAUGUGAUCCAGGAGAAGAUUUUCAUACCAUUGUUUUAUAUGAUCUUUGCUCAGGACUUUCAUGGUUGUUGUGUUUUGUUUUUUUGUGUGGAAAAAGAUGAGCCUAUCAUGGGUAUUACCUCACUAUAUCACGUGUUCAAAUGUAUUGUAUUGUAUGAAGGAUAUAAUGACUUCCUCUAUGCCCAUAUAUAUUUUAAUAGAGAGAUAGUGAGUUUAAGUUUAGGGCCGUGGACAUUCCUUUUAAAAUCUAAAUGGGGCUUGUCACCAUUAGUGCCAAGGGUCUACUAUUAGUAAAGUGGGCUUGAAGUUAUUAUUGCCAUCUGAACUCAUAGUCCACUUGGCAUUCUAAGGGGAUCUUUAAAUGUAGCAUAAAGAGUGAGAGGGCGCAUACACUCCUAUACCUUAAUAGACUUGUGACCUUUUUCUAAAUUUGAACUUUUUUGUGAAUUGUUCAAGACUUCAUUUCAGAGCCUUCCAGAACUGGUCAGCCCAUUGAGCAUAUAUGUGACGAAUAUUUAAAGGGGAUUUGGUUACUGUUCAUUUUGAUAGAGGGCUAAUAUUAGGCAAUCAGGGGGUGGGUUUGUAAAAUUAGAAAAAUUAUACAUGUAUUGAAUUUUCUCUGAAUAUUUGCUUAUGAAUCACAAUAAUAUGCCAGUUUUUUAAAUUAGAUUAACAAAUUCUGAAAGUGAAUUACUCCAGAAGCAUAAAACAAACAAAACAUGACUGAGUGCUGUUUAAUGAGUGGAAUACCGGAAUUUAAUUUCACCAUAAAUCUUCAUUUUGGCUCCAUGAAAACAAUGGAUAAAGUAACAAUUUGGUCGAGAUUUUGAUUCUUUCGGUAAUGCUAGGAUAAAUGUUUCACUUAGGAUGGAUUGUUGGAUUUUAUUUUGUUUUUGUACAUGUAGUUUAAUGUGAAUGAUAUAUUCCCAUUACAAUUUGGAGUUUUCUCAUCCAAACAGAUAGUUGCUACAUUGUGUCCUUCUCAUUGAUUAUUCUGAACACUACCUUGCAUAACCCGAAUGUAAAACAGAAGCCAGAUCUCCAGCAAUUCCAGUCCAUACACAAAGGAAUUCAUGCUGGAGGAGACCUACCCACUGAGCUACUGACAGUAAGUAAUCAUUAAGCAUAAAAACAAAACAUCAUAUAAUAUGUUUGUAUUGGUUGUAGUGAGCAGAAUAUAAAAUCAAAACCGUGGAUAUCUGUGUAGGGUACAUUAGAGUACCCACCACCUUGUAUGCCAAUUUUACCCAACCUUGGCAGGGUGUUCCUAAUGAAAUAUCAAGUACAUUUUGUAUAAAUGAUCAUAAACACAGUAGACAAAGAUUGACGCUGGGCUCCCCUCUUCCAUCGCUCCAGUGACAGGCAGCUCUCAGGUGGGCUGAUGCUCUGCAGAAUGUGGGGCAUUCUUAGUUCAGCUGUCAGUAGCCGAGACUUUACUUUGUCCAAGAGUCUUCCAGGUACAGGUUCUGUGUGACAAAGCUGAGACAAAGCUGUGAUCCUGUCCUACCUAACACUGGAGCAGGGAAUGAAGUAAGGGGUCUAGCAAAGGGUCAUGGCUUCGAUGACGUCUACUUCCUAGCCAACACUCGGAUAGAUGGUGGAGUGAGGAGGAUUAAUAAGGACUGUGAUGAGGACUGUGGCUAUAAUGGCACCCACUUCAGAAACAGCUGCACAGCAAUGUUAGAAUGUGCUUUUGUUCUCAGCUGUGUAUCCUAAACAGUUGGGGUUACUUUGCUCACUAUACUUAGGAUAUCCUGGCCUUCGCCUGUUUCCCAUUUAUGAAUUGGUGCUGUCUGUAUUUUGACCCUUGGACUGCCUGACUUCAAUAUUUGGCUUGUCAUUAAGUUUUGGUUACCAUGGACAUUUCCUGCCUCCCCUGUGCUUCUUGGUGAUCUAUCAAAAUGAAACAUUGCAAUAGAUAUACUAGAAAAAUGCCUUAGGUCUGAAUGUUGUUUUUUUUUUUUUUUUUUUAUUUGAAAAGUCACCAUUCCAGCUGUAUCCUUAUACAGUGUUAAACACAUGCUUACUGCUACUCAAAGAACUUUUCAGAUUCUGUGGGGUUUUAUUUGAAUAUAAAAUCAAACUUCUUAUAUUGUGGCACAAGAGGUACACAAUAACAUGUAUCUGCUGACUGUAUCCAGAGCAUUGUACCUCAGAGGUACUCUAGUUUUGCCUCUCUAGAUAUGGCUCUGUGAAAAUACCUCUAGGGCUUCUAUUUUUAUUGUGGUUACUGAGGAAUAAUGCAAGCUUGUCUGCUUCAGGCUCUCUGUCAUGCUCAGGUUAAAAGAUAUCUCAGUUAUUUAUUUUUAAGUGACCCUGUCAUGACACACUCUAUUUAACAUAUAGUAGCUCCUAAAGCAUACAUGCAUAAAGUCCAAAAGGGCUUGCACCCAGGGGCUAAAAUAAUGUCUUGACCUGGUGUUUAAAUCCAGCAGAAGAUAGACAUAAAAUUUUCCAACAAAAUGGAAAGCGCCCCUGGGUCUUCUUUAAGCAUUAAAACAUAACCUUUAUUAUCAACGUUUAAAGUUUUAGCUCAAAGUGACACAUUGAUAAUAAAGGUUUUGUUUUAAUACUUAAAGGGUUACUUCAUAGGCGUGCGCAGCCUAUUGCAUUAGGGUGUGCACCCUAUAGCACAGACACACACCACGUGUAUAUGUAUGUACAUAUAUUUAUAUAUUUAUAUAUAUAUAUAUAUAUAUAUACACACACACACACACACACACACACAUACAUACACUGUUGUGUGUGUGUGUGCAAGGGUGCUGUGUGUGAGGGUGCUGUUAGUGUGAUGUGUGUGUGAAGGUGCUGGUAGUGUGCUAUGUGGAUGAGGGUGUUUGUGUGUUUCUGAGGGUGCUGUUAGUGUGAUGUGUGUGAGGGUGCUGUUUGUGUGUGAGGGUGCUGUUUGUGUGCUGUGUGUGAGGAUACUGGUAGUGUGCUGUGUGCGUGUUUGUUAGGGUCCUGUUAGUGUGCUGUGUGAGGGUGCUGUGUGUGUUUGAGGGUGCUGUAUGUGAGUGGGUGCUGUGUGUGUGUCGGUGCUGUUUGUGUGCUGUAUGUGUGUGGGUGCUGUGUGUGUGUGUGUGAGGGUGCUCUGUGUGUGUGGGUGCUGUUUGUGUGCUGUAUGUGUGUGUGCUGUGUGUGCUGUUUGUGUGCUGUGUGUGUGUGCUGUAUAUUUGGGUGAUUGUGGGGGUGGAGGUGGGGCACCCCACCCCCUUACCUUAUGUAGGGAGGGGGGGCCGGGCUGCUGCCUUCCCUGGUGGUCCAGUGGAGAGUGAACUCUAGCCUGCGGGGCUAGAGUUCACUCUCGCGAGAUCUGAGCGUUGCCACGGCAACACUCAGAUCUCGCGAGAGGAACCCGGCGGAGCUGCUGGCUAGAGCUCCCCGGGUCCUCUCCUGCCUCCCUCCAUGCUGCUGUGGGCUGGUGAGGGAGAUCUUUGUCUCCCCACCGGCCCAUGGAGGCUUAGAGCAGAGCCGGCGCUCGGAUAGCGCCGGCUCUGCAUGAGCUGACAGGGGAGAUCCUGAGAUCUCCCCUGCUGGUCUCAAUUCAUAGGUGUGCCGUGGUGAUAAGGGUGUGCCAAGGCACACCCGGCACACCCGGCACACCCCGUGCACACGCCUAUGGGUUACUUCAUAAUCACUUUCGUAAUUUUAAGUAGUCGUGCUGCCUGUAGUCUGUAUGUGCAUCAUCAGCUAGAAACAACUCGCAACUCGCAAAUGUCAGUUCUGUGCAAAUUUUGGUGCACAGGCACUUAUUCAUUGGCUGAGAGUAGUCAUCUGAUGCUUUGUUUAACAAUUUUAUUUCUAUAUAGUUACUUUAAGAAAAGUUGCAUUGAUACUCACUUCUUCUCCAGUGUGCGACAUUGCUCCUGGGUUCUCCUGCCUUACGCUUCUUUCUGGCACAGCGGCCAUGAUUAGGAACACUUCCCCAAGCAGGGUAAUAACACUAUGGCACUAAUUUACUGGCCUCAUUGGUCUUCUCUACAGAGUUACAUUGUCACUAUUUUUUACAUUGUCACUAUUUUCCUAUACUCUUCUAUGCAGUAGUUAGUAAUCAAAACCUACAUUUUGUGUACAAGGUAGUCACUGCAACACAUUCCACAAACUCUGUGUACUCAUUUCAUCCACUGGGAGAACUAAUGAUUCCCAUUAGCAACUAGAAAAACAAAGUUGGGUUGCCAAGACACAAAUUCCUUUUUAAAAUACUCCAUCCUUUGUAAAAUACUCUAUAUUAAACCCUUCUCUGCCCUUCAUAACAAGAUGCACUUCAAGAUACCUAUACUAACAUAGAUACACACACUCACUCACUCACACCAAUAACAUACACAUACAAGCACUUGUGUUAAAGGAUCACUAUAGUGUCAGGAAAACACAGCGGUUUUCCUGACACUAUAGUGCCCUGAGGGUGCCCCCACCCUCAGGGUCCCCCUCCCGUGGCCCCACCUCCACCCCCAGAAUCACUCCCUCGGCGCUGGUGACCUCUCCUCCCCUCCGAUGUCAGCUCCCCUGGGGAGAAAAACACACACCUUUACCUAUAAUGGGCACAGGGUGACUAAAACAUAAUAGCAAUCUGGGACCUACACAAGUGUCCGUCUUCAGCCCUCAGGGAUGGUGACUACUGUCACACAUACAUUAACCAUGUUAUUAUAGAAUGAAAACUGAUUUACCUUUAACUGGAUUCUCCAUAUUACAGUAAGUCUCAAUUUCAGCCAGAUCUAAUCAGUGGAUGCAGUUUGACCAUGUGUGGUAGCACUGUCUUUUUCAGUAGCUGCUUAAGUAAAUACUCCUUCUCACAUUGCAUGAGCAAUAUAUGGGCCUGAGAUGUAUCCAUAAAACUGACCUGCGUAGUGGGAGAGAUCUUUCACAUAGAUCUGUGCAUUACCAGGAAGCACAGACUAUGCCUCUUGGGAGGUUCAGUACACUAAUAAGUACUUUGAGAAUCAUCAUGCUUGAGGUUACUUACAAAUUCCUCCUGGAGCACAACAUUUAUUAAUCAAGGUCUGGCAGACCAUUUGGACAGGAUAACCAUGAGCUUGGCUAAAUGAAUGUACUUUAUCUUGCUUGUAUUCAAGUUACAAUAACUUAAUGUUAUACUGUUCUCCAUGGCAGGAAAUGUAUGAAAGUCUAAAGAAGGAACCAUUUAAAAUGCCGGAGGAAGAGGAUGCAUGGGAGACAACUCACGCCUUCUACAAACCACAACGUGAAGGAUGGCUACUCAAGUUAGGUGCGUUUUAUCUUUGUCUCCCUGUGAAAGAAAUGAAUAGGAAAAGUAGCAGAUAGUCAUGUAGUACUGAUAAGUGCAGUCUUAGCAACCUCUAACCAGUGCUGUAUCAAGAGGCUUGGAAUCAAUGAAUUGUGUUUUAUUAAGAGAAAUAGUCCAAUUUCUCUUGUGUUUAUCACACUUUCUUGUCUUUAUUUCUGAAAUCUUCCCUUUGCUGCACAAAAUAUUAAUUAGCAGAACUGUAAUCAACAUAUUGUCGCAGUUAAAAGAGAAAGAAAUUCAGUGCUUUGAUAUACUGGUACAGUUCUGGUAGGCAGCUCAACAACCAAAUUUGAUGUCUUUCUUCUAUGAGAAAUAAAAGCCAAGGGUCAUAGCACCUUUAAUGUCAUUUUGCCACAGUACCCCAAGAGGGUUAGGUGUGCCAUACUCACUCACCGGGUGCCACAUUUACCUUUGCGUCCCAGGAGUGAGGGACGUUCCAGACUCCCUCACCAGCCAUCGGCUGGUUCAUCCGUUCUUCUGCAGCAUGCUGCAAGUGCAAGGUGCGCCACAUAUAGUUCUGGCUUGCUGGACCCUACAGCCACUCCACGUGAGUAAUAGCAUGCAGGGGAAGGAAGGCAAGACUUGUCUGCCCUCCAGCCCACCUCCCCUCUUGUGGACACUCUUUAUUCCAUACUUACAGUGUCCCCACACUGCUCCUUGGUCCCCCUAGGGUGUUAGAACCCUAGGGGAUCCAUGGUGACAUAUUCAGGGGCAGUGUGGGCAACAACCAGCUAGGUGGUCAAACCGACAUAGCAUCCCACCCACAUACGGGGCGUGGACACCUACCUGCACUAGAGUGGCCUCUUGAUUAUAUAGGUCCAGAGAACCCUCCAUAUAGGAGGGACUUCUCUCCCUUUUCCCUACUUAAGCACCAACCACCCUGGGUGGUGUGCUUAGUUGUUUUGUAAACACCCUAGGGGGUCACAAGCCUUCUCUGCCUUUGUUGACCUUUGUCUGUCUGAGCUUAACUUGGUUAACCCCUGCCUCCCUAGAUCAGUGUUGGAUCUUAUGGUAAAUCUUUGCCUAUUUGUUUAACCAGAAAAAGACUCUAUAAUUUUGAUUGCUUAUCCUGACUAAAAUAUCUGCUAAGACUUUACUUUGUUUUGAUGGUCCUGGUCCUACACUAUUUGGUUUUGGUCCCUGGCUUUUCAGCUGAUGCCGUUUGUUUAAUCAAUAAAGACUUUCAGUUAAGUGACCAUGUUUUGUACAAAUAAAAUUUAAAAUACAUCAUAUAAUCCAGUGACUAUGCAGUGGAUAUAUUAUUCAGUUUACAAAGAAAAGCUGACAUUUGUUGUGUGUGUAUAUAUCUCUCUUCUUCCUGUAAAGAGUAUAUGGGUCAAUAUACAAUAUUUAAAGGGACAUAUGAAUCAGCUACAGCAAACAAUAUGCUGUUUCCAUUGGAUACAUAUCAGAAAGUAAAUUGCAAUUCUAGUGACAGGAACUUGCUUCUAUUAGCUAUCAGUUUCGCUCUAUUACACUUUCCAAUCCUAUUCAAACUGCUGGGAUUGCAUUUCCAGGCCCACCAUCAAUUUUGACUGUGCCUGCGAGCAAUGGUCACUCUACAAAUAUCACUUUUGAUUUCCCAUGAUUCCCUCCGCCUCAGAGGUUACUUUAUCGGUUCUGAAAUGUAGAGCUAAACCGACCACCAAUACAACAAGUGCCUCGGAUAUGUAGAUAAAAAAUAAAUACAUUAACUUGUAUGUAUCUUUCACUCCAUUGGACAGCACUAAAAAUAUUUCCUACUUACCAUUUACUGUGAACGGUAUAAUAUAGAUUCUCAGACAAGAUCUGAUAUUGCCUGAUGUUGUAUCUGAUGUUUUGUGAAACUAAAGAGUCAACAAAAAGAUAAUACAAGAAAUUGAGGAAGAUGAUCGAUAGGCCACUAGUGGACGUGAGGUGUUACUUUGUGAGAAUCAAUAUUGGGAUACUGUGUUAGUUAAAAUAAAAACAAUGAAAAAAAAUCUUCUUAUGUCGAGAAUCUUUCAUAUCAAUGUUUGGAAAAAAAUAUUAACUUAAUUUAUUUUUGUUAUAGUCUUAAUUUCAGUUUUGGAGCUUUUCUUUUUAAAGGUGGUCGUGUGAAAACAUGGAAAAAACGAUGGUUUAUUCUCAAGGACAACUGCCUGUAUUAUUUUGAGUGCACCACGGUGAGAACGAGAAAUAUAUAAUGGUGUUAGAAAUGGGUUGGCACCUCUUACAUGUAUGAGGGAAGUACUAACUCCAAUUUGUCUUUCUUUCUAAAAAGGAUAAAGAACCUCUUGGAAUAAUCCCCUUGGAGAAUCUUUCCGUUGAAAGAGCUGAAGACCCCAAAAAGCCAGUAAGUAAAAAUAGACCGUAUUAAUUAUCAGUAGAAGAGUCACAGAUCAAAUAUUUGGAAAUUUCAAUAUAAUGUUUUCACAUUUUUAUCCAUUAAUUCCAUUAAUUUCAAAGAUUAUCAUAGUCUGUUAUGCUUUCAUUUGCUCCAUGAUUUUUUAUUUCCUCAAUAAUUUACAUUUUACUUAUUAUACCCCUUCAUUUUUACGCUCACUCUAUAUUUCUCUUGCAAUUUACAUUCUUUGUGUUCCAAGCACUGUUUUGAUCUGCAUGCGAGGGGUCAGACAGUCAAAGCUUGUAAGACACACGCUGAUGGUCGCAUGGUCCAAGGGAACCACCAAUCAUACCGUCUAUCUGCCCAAAGCCAUGAAGAGAGAGAAUGCUGGAUGCAGAGCCUCAAGUAAGAGACAAUGACAUUUUGUUCCCUUAAUCUGUUCCGUAUAUGUUGCUAUGCUUCCUGUAGAUAGAUAGAUAGAUUGGAUGGAUAGCACUAGUCUAUCUAUUCAGAAGCCCAUUAUUCCGUCUGCGAAAUGAAUGAAGUGGCAGUAACAAAGUUAUUAAGUACCAGUUUAGUUAGUUAUCUGCAAACUGCUGAAAGAUCAAAAUUAGGAAAAGUACUUUUCUUAAUUUUGAUCUUUCAGCCGUUUCGAUGAUAGCUUGUUAAUUUGAUAUGCUUAUGUAGGAUUGCCAUUAUUAAAUGGACACUCCAGACCCCUAAAGACCUUGAGCUUGUUGAAAUGCUGUAUGUGUGAAGAGUGUCCUCUUUUUAAUUUAUGAAAAGUGCAGAUUUCAAUAGAAAUUGUCACGUUUAUAAAUUAACUUUGUUACACCCCCCCGGACGUCAAUCAGACAGCAGGUCAUGUUACUUCCUGGUUGUCUAGCUCAGAAAAGCUAAACUCAAGAGCAGACAAUUGCCCUAAGCAUCUGCUUUGCUAUCUCUUUUCAUUGUUCAGAUUCGUAAAGUCUGUGAUUGGACAAGCACAGAAAGUCUGCGCAAGGUUAGAAGGAGAGGACUUGCAAAGGCAGCAGACAAGAGAACUGGAGCUUUGCAAACUGUUUUUAGAUAUACCCCUAAUAAUAAGAUGCAUAAAUAAAUGUAUGCAGGUUUUCACUGGAGAAAUGUUUCUUCAAGGGUACCAAAUUAGGGAGCUAUCUGCUAAACAGCACAAUAAUUUGGUAUCCUUACAUAGGCAAUCCUAUGUAAGGAUAGCAUGCUAGGAAGCUAUUUACUAAACAGCUAAAAGAACAAAAUUAAGAAACAUCCUUUUCUUCACAUUGCUCUUUCGGUUGUUUAGUAGAUAACCUAAGUUGCUAUGCUUGUCAAUACAAAAGGAUUUGAUACUAAUCGAUUUGAUACAUUAAGGAUCCAUUCAUCCUCAUUUUGUUUACGUAUUGCAGCAAUUCGGAAAUUCGAACACUUCCAAGUUGCCAAUCGGUCAAAAUUUAGAUGAAAUAAAAAUGUUUUCAAAACAAAUUGCACAAGUUUUCAUCCUAGAUUCCUUGUCAGUUUUUGGGAGGUUUUGACUUCAUAAUAAAUAUUCUAGAAUAGAAGGUAGCUAUUACCAGUGAGAUAACUCAGUGGAUUUGACUCCAACUACAAUAUUCCACAGUAACAAUUCAUGGUCAACUCAGCCUUUAAUCUUUCUAAGGUAGAUGAAAUGAGUAUAAUUAAGUAGGGCAAUAAAAUUCAGACCCCAGGACAAACUUGGUAAAUGUGUCAUUCCUGGUUAAAUACUAUGAUACUAUAUAAUAUUAUAAUUUACAAAAUCUAACGUUUAAGAGAUGUACAGUUCCCAUAUUAAGUAACCUUCCUGAGUUUGCCUGAACCAAGUUUCCUUUGAUUUUAAUAGGGAUUUAGCUCGGCAGCACAACUUGAGGAGAACUUUCAAUUUUUUGUGACAGCCCUGCAUACAUUUUCUCCCCGAGAAGGACUAUGUUGACCUUUUCAUGAGCUUAGAGUGUACCAGAAUAAAUAUUCUUUUACAUUUUUCACCCGCAGCUAGCAAUAUACUGGCAUACUUGCCUGCAACUUUAAGAUUGCUGGAGAGGGAACGGGGGCUUUUGUCCUUGAGGGGAGGGUUGUCAGUGGCUAGAGCUACAUAUGUGUUAAGCUGAGCUGACCAAACGCUAUUUACUGACUGACCGAGCAACCAUGCAAGUCAAUAUUCCACCGAUGCAGGGGGACAAUUAGAGUUUAGGAACAAUUACUGCUUGGUAGUUGCAAAUAGACUACCCCUGUCAAAUCUUAUAAGCAUUAUCACCUAUAUUUUAUUUUCUAAGUUAACUUAAUGCACAAUGUAAUAGUGGAAAAUAUGAAUGUUAAUAAUUUAAGAUGUUAGUUCCUAUAUAAGUUCUAACUCAUUAUGGUGGUGAUUUAUCAAGACAAAAUAAUGUUGGGAGCAAAGUGCUAAAUAUUGAGAGACAUUCUCUUGGUUUCCAUGGUGAUUGCUCUUUAGUUGACACUUUGCCACAGAAUAGCUCUUGUUUUUGCCUUGAUAAAUCACCCUCAAUAUUUUAAAUCAUCAUACAUUUGGAUACCUAACUACUUAGUAUUUGCCAUAUAAGGCAGUACAAAGGCUGAAUAUGAAAGGAAAGAACUAAUCUUGAAUUUUUAGAAUCAUUGCAAUGAAAUAAUGCUUUCAUAUUCCGCACUAUACAAAUGUUUUCCUACCUGCGUUGUGAAGGUCAGAAGACAGUUAUAUUUGAGAGAGAUAAAGCUUUAUUAUAGAAAAGGCAGUGUAUUUCUCCAAAGAGAUGUAGGUGAUAAAGUAUGAAAUGCGUAUUUUACCUUUUUAAAUAGGGCACUAAAUUUAUACUGCAAAUAAAUGGUUUGGAACUAGCAUACGUAUGCCUGUGUUUGCCAGAUUGACUACGUGUUCCUGGAAACAUAUCACUUAUUUAUGCUGAUGGACAGUACACAAAAAGUGCUGGCCAUGUAAUAUGUGGACGUCAUAAACUGCAGGGGAGAAAUCAAUUAAUUAAUCACUGCGAUCUUUUGGGAACCAUCUGUGUUUAAUGUAUUAGCUUUUUACAAGAUGUGACUUCAGUUUUCAUAUACAGCCCAUCACGGCAAUGCUAGGUGACAAAAAGACCAGGGGCUUCAGCCCAAGGGAAAAAUUAUACACAUAACAGAUUAUGUAAUUGGAUGUGUUAUUUCUAACUUAGUAUUAUAUUGGACUGUGGGCUUACAAUAAAAUGGAGCUAUACUUUGCCUGGAGCUUUUCAGAACCACACUUGAGGCUCUAGCCACUGACAACCCUCCCCUGGCAAUGCCCCUGCAGCCAAUCACAUUCUGUGGAUUAGAGAAAACAUUCUAUUUAAAGGAACACUAUAGUGUCAGGAACACAAGCAGGUAUCCCUGACACUAUAUUGUUACGCUAACUGUUUAGAUUCCCAGCGCCCUUUGAUCCCAGUAAAAAGGUAAUUUUACUCACCUUGUCUCCCACCCAGAGCCCCAACUCAAUAACUGAGAUAAUUAAUUUUGAUGACCUCAGCCAUUACAAUCCUUUCCCAUAGUAAAGCAUUGGGACGCUGUUAAGCAUGCAAGGCAAAAUGCAGUGCUUCGUCAAUGAGCAUGUCCUCAUAGAGAUUCCUUGAAUCAAAGCACCUCUAUGGGGAGUGUUCAGUGCCUACAUGCAAAGUGUGGAGAUGCUGAAUGCCAGUGCUGCACACUGUGCACAACUGACACAGGAAACACCUUUGGUAACCAUCUAAGUGACUGCCACUAGAGGUAAAACUAGCCAGCAAUGUAAACACUACCUUUUCUCAGAAAAGACAGUGUUUACAGUGAUAAGGCUUUAGGGACUGCAGGGCCAUGCUAUAAACACUAGAACCACUACAUUAAGCCCUUUAACACCCAUUGACAACUAUUUAGACAGUUUGCUCCCUGUUUAGAGUCUCACAUUAUUUCACUUUGUUCUUCAGAUCCAGUAUAUCAUGGGAUCCAUUUUAUGAUAUUGUAUCUAUUCAGAAGAAAAUAACAGCAAUCAAGAAGAGUCAUUAAUGAGGAUGGAUCAUGUGUGAAUAUGUAGAACUAUAACACGCCUGGACUGGUAAACGUUACAGGGAAUCUGGAUCAUCAUGUUAAGAUAACAACACCUCUUUUAAAUAGACUUUCAAUAUUAAAUAUAUGUAAAUAGUGUUAUGCGAAACACAUCACAAAUAAUGAAGGGGGUAAUGAUACAGGAAGCAUAUUACAGUCAGAAGGGAAAACCCUGCCUGAAUUGGGUAUUUUCCCUCCACACCUUCUCCCAAAGUUGUUUCUUUCCAUUGAAAAUCCAUCGAUCUGUCGAAUAACUUCAUCCAUUUCGUUUUCAUGGCUGUUCUGCAGAGUAAUUGGAGUUUUCAUUUUAUAUCAAGUUAUAGUGCCUGCUAUAUGAAGCAUGAUAUAAGUUCAGGCCACCGUGAGAGUUACCUGUAUAUAGGCAAUUUGAUUUAUUUAAUAUAUAGGCCAAAUUUUCAAGGUCCAACAGCAACAUAAUGUGAGGAAAUCUCGUCAUAGUACCUAAUAAUCUACACUUUAAGAUGAAAGGUCAUUGUAAUAAGAAUUCCCAUUAUUAAUCUGCAAGGUACCUGGGUGACCACUAUUAGCUAUAUCUAACAGAGUUUAUUUAUUAAACUGGGAACCAAGUUCAGGAAUUGUUGGCCUAUGAUUUGCAAUUCCCCAAUUAGGUGAAUAAUUAUCUGAAUACUAAAUACUCACAAACUUUUAACAAAUUAUGGAUAGUGAAAAAAGUGAUAAGUGCUCUCUAUCCAAUAAAGCAGCUAUUCACCAACAAGGAGUUCCUUUUACCUUGUGAACAAUAGAACAAAACUAGCUAAUAAAUUAGGUGGACAGCGCCAAGAAUUAUUAUAAUAAAAUCAUACAUACACAGGUAGCAGCAGAUUUCGCAAUCAUGUGUCUUACUCUUAAAAAAAGGAAAUAAAAAGUACAAUAAUAGUGCAGUAUGUUAUGAAUAAUAUGGUGAUAAAGAUAUAUUCCAAAGGGGCACUCACGUUUUCCAGAGCUUAAAAAGCUCUAUUUUAGGAGCCUGGACGGAACAAUCCCCGUCUAAGGAUUUCUUUUUGCUGGUAUCAGAUUCCCAAGGUAGUGCGGUUCAUCAUAUGAAAAAAAUAAGGAUGUUUACCAAUGGUACAGUACGUAUGUAAAAGUAGAAAAAGUAAAUAAUAUUUGACCUACUUACAUUUGCUAGAGCAAUGACCUGCUCUAGUGUAUGGAGCUUUAGGUGGAACAAUCCCUACCUAAGGAUAUAUGUAGAUCCGGAACAGCAGAGUGAUGGUGAGAGUAUAAGGAGCUCAAGAGUGACUGGGUAUUAAAACAGAAUCUUUAUUAAUAAACAGAAUGAAUACAACUAUUUAAAAGUGAACUAUAUAGUAAAAAAGAACUAUAAAACCAGUCCUUGUAGGCAAUCCUUAAUCUCCACUUGACAUUUCGCUUACAGCUUUCUCAAAAGUGAAGGUCACUGAGAGUUAGUCUCAGACAAAACUGGGACCAAAACUCAAAAUGUUACCACCUGAAAAUAUGAAUAGUCUAUUAAAACAAAACUAACAAUGAAAACAGAAAUAGAUAAAUAAAAGCAAAAAACUUUAUUAGAUAAUGAUAUAUAUGAAAGCCACAACAGAUAAUAAAAAACAGAAAAAAAAACAAUGCAUACACCUAAAAUAGACACAAAUUAGUGAUAUGUCCACACUGCGAGUUAGAGUGAUUUAAAAGAGAGAACCAAUAAAUCUCAGAUUUUAAAUGUAUAUAUAUAUAUAUCAAUAUGGCAAUACCAGAUAAACUAUGAAUACGGUAUAGACCAGGGCUAGGCAACCUUUUAGCAGCUCUGUGCCGAAAUAAAAUUGUAUUGUCCCGUAGCAUGCCAGUCUUAUUUUUUAAAAAUUUAGAUGUGCAUGUUGCCGUAUUCUGCUUGUGUUAUUUAUACUGCAGUUGCUUUGUAUCGUUGUAUUUGUGCGUACCUGAGCUAUAAUAUUGUAUAUGUUCAUGAGUAGUUUGUGGUAUCGUGUACCUAUGAAUGUGAACUGUGUAUGGGGACUGCUUGUGGAAUUGUGUGUGGAUGGAUAUGUCACGUUGUGUGUAUGUGUGGAGCUGCUUGGGGUAUUGCAUGUGAGAGGCUGUAUGAAGGGUUGUGUGUGUGUGUGUAUGUGGAUUGUCAGUAGUGUUCAGUUCGUGGGGAUUGUGUGUAUGUUUGUGUGUGGGCUGUAUGUAUUAUUUGGAUCAGGAGAGAGUUAUUCUGCAGCUCUGUGUAUAUUUAGCAGUAUGUGUAGCUUCCCUGGGUUCCAGUGGGGACCAGGCUGGCCAGGUGCAGCUCAAGGACAGGAGCUGCAACAGCAGCUGCACGAUGCUCUACUCCAGUGCGGAUUCCCAUUCACAAGUUCUGGAAGGAAGUGAUCUGAGAUCACUUCCUUUAUGUGCUGCAUUCAAUACAUUGAGGAUUGCCCCUCACCACCUUUUCGUUUUAGCAGAUAUCUGAAGUUUGCCUGGAACUCUUGAUAGGCCAAAGCCUGUUUGGCUCUAGCAGCCUUGAGUGCCGUGCAAAGACACCUUGAGUGCCGUGCAUGGCACACGUGCCAUAGGUUGUCUACCCCUGGUCUAGACUGUAAGCUCAUUUGAGCAGGGCCCUCAACUACACAUUGUUCCUGUUACAUUUUGUUAUUGUCUCAUUUGGUAAUUUCCCCUUUUAUUGUAAAAUAAGCUGGCGCUAAAUUAAUAAUAAUAAUAAUAAUAAUAAUGUGGGAUCAUGGCUAUACCAGGAACAUAUGUUUAACCUAGCCAUUUGGUGUUUACUAUAGCCCAGACUCCACAGGCAUCCAAUCUAAAUAUCUAAGCCAAAUUCACAUUUGUUUUGCCUACUCUGCUUUUUUAUGUCAAAAUACACUUUUUUACUUUCUGGCUAUUAGCAUCUAUAAUGAUACAAAUUAACCUCUGAGCGACGUGAUUACUGAAUCAGAGGUCGAUUUAAUCUAACCUCCAAAUCUAUGAAAUAUACCCUACUAUAUUGCUUUAAGAUAACAUUUUUGGCAAUAAUUUAAGUCCCUCUACGGUCUAACCAAUUUCUAAUAUAUCUUAUACUCUAAUCAGAGAUUUAAGUAUCCUCUAAAUUAUACAUAUAUAUAUACCCUGAGUGGGUGAUAUUCACUGAUUUCUAUAUUUAAGAUAUUUAUUGGUUCUCUUUUUUAAAUCAUUCUAAUUCACAGUGUGGGUGCAUCACUAAUUUGUGUCUCUUUUAGGUGUAUGUAGUGUUUUUCUUUUCUGUUUUUUAUUAUUCUUUGUAGCUUCCAUAUACGUCAUUACAGUUAAUAAAGUUCCUUGCUUAUUAUUUAUCUAUUUCUGUUAUUUCUUCCAUCGUUAGUUUUGUUUUAAUAGACUAUUCAUAUACUCAGGUGGUAACAUUUUGCGUUUUGGUCCCAGUUUUGUCUAACUAACUCUCAUCUUCUCCUAGAGAUAGUUUUGUACUUGUGCAUUGUAUACAUGUAAACAGGAAGCUAUGACACCAUGUCCAAAGGAAUAUAUUCUUGUGCAAGUAUGACGAUGCUAAAAUUUCCUUCAACUAUAUGAAACUGUAAUGGUUAUGUUGUUCUUUAGAUUUGAAUAGAUUAUAUGUCCAAUUAUAUUUGGCUAGAAUGUUUGAGGGACAUUGGAAAUAUCAAGGUUUGCUAUCAAUGUCAGUCGGAGUUAUUCUCUAUACCGAGAAUUGAAGAGAAUGGACACAGAAACGGAAAAAUGUAGAUAAAAGAUAUAUAGUUUAUAAACAGCUAAAUUAGAGAAUCGGUCCUAUUUGAUUAUUUUGCCCUUAAAAUAUUAAAUUCUCUUUUCAGUUUUUCAGAAUUUCCAUUGAAUUACCCUGACUGUGUUGCAUCCUUGCCUAAUGGAUUUCAUAGUUUAUCAGUGCAUCAAUGUAUACAUUUUAACUGUUUAUAAAUGUCUAAAUGGUUUCUGUGUUUACGUUUUUAGUGUGUUCAAGUCAUAUACACCCAGAGCCCUUUAAAACACAUUUGUGUUGAAUAAUUUGAAAUAAAAUAAAUUAAAUGUGUAGAUUAAACUCAGAUUUCCCAAAAUGUAAAAUGUUAGAAAUAGUAUCUGAGGUGUUUGUACCUGUUAUUGUACCUGUUAUUCUACUGGAUAAUUAAUCAUCAUUUUGAUUAAAAAGAGAGUGCAAGGGAAAACUGUAUUCCAAGAUGUUUAAAAUAGAGCAUUUAAAAUACCAAAUGUUUAAUUAUGCUGGUGAAUCAUAGGGAAAAGCCUGUUUUAUAAAGAGGAAAAAUACAUUUUAUUUAUUGUUUCCUAAAGAAACUGGGGUUUAUUGGAGUCCAAAGUGCACCCCUGAAGUGAUAACACUUGUGGAUUAGAGCCUAUGGUAGUUACUAAGGUGAGCUCCAUUACAGCGUGAAAACUCAGCAGCAUACACUGUAAAUUCCUUUGUGAGCUUUGACCCUGCUAAGGUAAUUGAAGGCUUAUGUAAAAAGAUGUAUUUUAAAAUACACUGACGCCACAUGCCAGCAUGACCAGCUCUCCCUAUGUUUAAGAGUGGGUAAUGCAUUAACAUAAAUGGAUUUUAGGUGAAAUCAAACACAUAGACAAAUACAAACAUGUAUGCAGCCAUUGUGAACCUUGAGACUGCAUGCAAUCCACUGCUUUUAGAAGUCCAAUAUUUUGGGGAUACUUAUCAAGAAUUGUAGGGAGAAACUGGCAAAUUAAGCCACAUAAGUGAAUUUAUGAGUGAGCUAUUUCUGUUGGCACACAAAUUCUCUAUAUUUUUCUAUAAGGCUAUCACAGUACAUUUACUACAAAGACGCACACAUUUUGUAAAGUUUUAUUAGCGCGUUUGCUUAAAAGGAUACUCUAAGCACAUAACUAUCUUACUGCAGUAGUUUGGUGCAUAUACCUUGUCCAUUUACUUGGACACUGAAUUGGUAGCAAGCAUCAAUGGCUUGUCUCACCUAGUCAGCCAAUUGUCCUACUCAUUAUAAUCAUCAAACCAGAUUGAGUAUUCACCUAGUCUCAUGGUUUGGAGACCCCCAUGCCAUUCACAUCUAGGUUAAGUUCAUGACCACUCAUAGUUUUUCUUCUCUUUUUCUGUAUUAAGAUCAUUUUGUCUUUCCUGAUAAACAGUGCAAUAAUUUAGUUUUUUUUUUUUUUCAUAUAUUUAUAGUUUUCAUCAGGUGUGGUCUUCAGCACACUAUUCAUGAUGAUGAGUUGACAGUUUGGGACCAUAUGUCAUUGAGCCCUGUCAAUAUAUUCUUCAUUUUCCACAGCUUUUUGCUAAUGUCUAAAAGGAUUGUCCAGUUGGAUUUAAAAAUGGUGUGGGUGACUGUAUACUUUGAUGAAGGAUGCAGUCAUUUUAAAAAUGAACUCUUUCUUGGGUAAUAUGUAUGUGACUAAUUUAUUUCCAUAUUUCAUGUUUUAAUGUUUGCAAGAAAUGUUAGUAACAUAGUGCAUGUCUUAUAUGCUUACACAAAGGUCAUGAGGACUUCUAUUCAUUUUUAUCUAGUCAAAUAUUCAUCAUAUUGGUAUGAUAGCCCCCACCAUCUUGUAAAACUUGCCAUUUGUUUUUUAAUUAUAAACUGAUUUCACCAUAAUUCCUAUGGCCAAUUUAGAACUUGUUGCCCUAUUCCUCUUUCACAUGUACUAUAUAAAUAAUUCUAUGCUUUUCUGCAACUGAAAAAUAAUCUGGAUUUUUGGUUGAUUGGUCUUCAUUAUCAUGCCUUAUCAGGUAAGCUGACAGAGACAGCACACUUGCAAUGUGUAUUGUAAAUUCAUUCAAUUUAAGUUUUGGAAGUCAUUUUACAUGCUAUUUUAUUUUUGGGGCAUUGUAUAUGAAAUAUAUGUCAUGUAUGAUCUCAAAUCAAUCAUCUGGAGUCACCAAGAUAUAGUUAUAAAGAUACCAGAAACACCUGUACAUAAAUAUAAUAUAUUGUGCAUUUUCAGCCUGGUUUUGGAAUACAUUAAUUACCCUUAAUAAAAUUAGAAUUCCUACAGCCUCCAACUCAGAAGGGCUGCUCUAGGAACUGCAAUGAGCAGAAAAAGUGUAUAUAAUAUUUGAUGAAACUUUCUAAUCCAUUUGGAGAACCAAAUUGAAUUUGCAGUGUAUUUUCCAAUCUCCCUUAAAAAUCUCUGUUGGGACAGAAAUAAUGAUAUUUUACUAGCAUUGGGAGUAUUAGGGUUUUCUGUUAACGUUCUCCUUUUUAUUUUUGUUUGUUGGUUUGUGUAUGUAAUUUGUUUGUAACAUAUUUUGUAUUUGUAUGUACUGUAAGUAUUUUUGCUCAUAAUAAAU